GGCAGUGAUAGUUGCGGUGAGGAGGCGAUCCUCCCUGAGCUGGUGACAGGCCGUCGGAAAGGGCAACUUCCUGGAACAAGCGCUGCCCAGCUGAAUCGGGUGAUCAUGGCGGUAGACACCCGCAAUUUCUGUCACCUGUCCCUGGCGCAGCUCAACGAGCUUCUGGAGGAUGACGAGAAGCUGGUACAGAUGGCCCAGGAGAUGGAUGAGGCUCAGAAUGUGCAGUUGAACAAAGAAAUGACUCUCGCUGGGAAUCGAAGCCUGGCAGAGAAGAACCUCCUUUACCAACCCAAAUUAGAAAGCCUAAAAGCAACGCUCACUGAGAAAUACCAGGAGUUACAGUCCUUCAUAGAAUCACAUCAGUUAAAGACGACAAAGCUGGAUAAACAGUCUGUGAAUGCCUCGUUGGAAACACUGUUAGCUCUUCUACAAGCAGAAGGAGCAAAGAUAGAGGAAGAAACAGAGAAUAUGGCAGAAAAUUUUCUAGAUGGCAGCAUCCAGUUGGAUUCCUUCAUCGAUGAGUAUUUAACAAAGAGGAAAUUGGCACAUUUGCGGCGUGUAAAAAUUGAGAAACUUCAGGAGAUGGUGAUGAAGGGACAAAGGCUUCCCACCUUCUCAAUGCAGUCACAAGCGAGGCCUGCAGAAGUGAGCCAAACACCUCAAGUUUCGUACCCAUCAAACUUCAAUGCACCUCCACCCGUCAUGCCUAGACGAGCCGUUCCACCUCCGCCUGCCAACCAGCCUGGAAUGUAUCCCACUCCUUUUGCACUGGCUGCCCAGCAGUCUGGUCCCGGGCUCCCGUACGCCGCAUCACCUUGUCCACCUUUUCCUUCUAGGGCCGGUUAUCAGCCUGCCAAUCAGAUGCCUCAGCCUGGAUACCCAGCUCCGUACUCGCCUCAGUACCCCCCUGCUCUUCCCCAAAGACCGGCUCCACGGCUUCCUCCCAAUCCUGGCUUCAUUUUACAGUGAAACUGUAUUCUUGUGCCUCACUGAAACGUUGGUGCUCUCGGUCACACGCCAGUUAUAAUAUUCUAUGAGGUCUGCACAGAGCGUAGCGUGCGGCAGGUCACAGGAAACUGCUACUUUAAAAUGGCUGGUGAUCCAUAUUACCCACCCCAUUCUUCCCUUUUUUUUAAAGAAAUUUAGAGAGACUUUGACGCGUAAACUAAUACUUUCUUGGGUGUGAUUUUUGAGAAAAUCUGAUUUAGAUUUUGUAGUUUGUUAAGCAAGUAUGCAGAUUGUAACCAUGAGAUGGACAUGUCUGCCGAAUCUACCACUAUGUCGCUCUUUACCCGUACUGAAGUACGCUUCCGAGUUGCUGCUCUGGAAACGGCAACUCUGUCGUGUGGGAGCCUUUGGUGACGUAAAAAAAAAAAAAAAAAAAAAUCUGUCGGUGCAUAUAUGAUCAGAAACGCACUGGUGUCUUUCUUUCCACCUACUCAGGUCUCCAAAUGUCCUCUCAAAGCUGGACUUCUACUGUGAGGUCUGAGGGCUGUGCUGAACGGCAAUUCUUACACAGCAUAUCUUGUACAUGAUAAUGAAAGUAUGUCUCCUAAAUUUAAUCCAAAAGAAAGUUUGGGCGUAACGUAGAACUUCUAACAAGAUCAUUCAGGGAUUAGAGUGUAUACUAGAGGUGUGUAAUGUGGAAAUUAAAUACAGAUGGAGUAGAUGCAAUUUUUUUCUGUCUGAAAGCAAUGCAUUUUUUAACUUAUGCACGUGGCUUUGAUGUGCCUUAGCCUAACUGCUUACUCUUGGAGUCUACAAAUGACUUUGCAUAUCUUUAGAGGUGGCCAUCGUCUACAGCAACGGGUGCAAAGCAAAGGGCUCCUUUUGCCGUACAAAUCUACAAUUGGGUUUUUACAUUUUGCGACACAAGUGCGUAUGGAGAAGGGAAUGCUUCUUUUCGGGAGAGUUUAGAAAAGGAACCUGAUUUGCAAAUUCCAUCCUUCCAAUCAUAUUUUGAAAUGCACAACGUUAAUGGUUAUUUUUAAUUCAACUUAAAAAAAAAAAAAAAAAGCCAUGUAUUUUUUGUCAGCUUCAUAAAAUUUUUGGGUUUUUAAAAAAAUAUUUUUAGGUUUAAACCUGGCUUAAAACACACCAGGGGGGAAAAGUGCCACAAUGCUUCUUGGGCUAGGUGAGUUUUAAGGGUCAUUUUAAAGCCAUAUUUCUGAGCUAAUAGAAGGAACAUGAUCUGUGUCACUUUAAAUUUAUAAAUCUGGUUGUCAGUGGUGUGCAGUGUAGCCCAUUCACGGAUGCAUUGUAAAAAUGGUUCUUUAUAAUGCUUAUUAAAGUUCAUUUUAUAUUUUGACGCCAA
Spea bombifrons (plains spadefoot toad) is the source of this 2314-nucleotide messenger RNA. RefSeq names its product VPS37B subunit of ESCRT-I (gene VPS37B). The record is from RefSeq and is a predicted model, not a curated record. Gene Ontology annotation, biological process: protein targeting to vacuole; ubiquitin-dependent protein catabolic process via the multivesicular body sorting pathway; protein targeting to membrane. The transcript has 4 exons. Gene Ontology annotation, cellular component: ESCRT I complex. Bases 106 to 969 code for a protein of 287 amino acids. NCBI's taxonomy places the organism in Eukaryota, Metazoa, Chordata, Amphibia, Anura, Pelobatidae.